UCACUCUGAUGAGGGCUCAGACGUGAUAGCACUGUAGCUCCCCAAUCCUGUAGGAGCUGGCGUGCUACCUACUGCCUCCUCUCCAUUAGCCAGAGCUAUUGGAUUUCCCACCCAGAAUCUUUAGGUAAAUGAGAUCAUGAUUCUGGAAGGAAGUGGUGUAAUGAAUCUCAACCCAGGCAACAACCUCAUUCACCAGCAGCCAGCCUGGACAGACGGCUAUCCCACGUGCAAUGUUUCCAGUGGGUUUUUUGGAGGCCAGUGGCAUGAAAUACACCCCCAGUACUGGACCAAGUACCAGGUAUGGGAGUGGCUCCAACAUCUCCUGGACACCAACCAGCUGGAUGCCAGCUGCAUCCCCUUCCAGGAGUUUGACAUCAAUGGCGAACACCUGUGCAGCAUGAGUCUUCAGGAGUUCACGCGGGCAGCGGGCACAGCUGGACAGCUGCUCUACAGCAACCUUCAACAUCUCAAGUGGAAUGGCCAGUGCAGCAGUGACCUGUUCCAGUCUCCACACAAUGUCAUCGUCAAGGCUGAACAAACCGAUCCUUCCGUCAUGAAUACCUGGAAAGAAGAAAACUAUUUAUACGACACCAACUAUGGUAGCACAGUAGAUUUGUUGGAUAGCAAAUCUUUCUGCCGGGCCCAGAUCUCCAUGGCAACCAGCGGUCACCUUCCUAUGGCAGAGUCACUGGAUAUGAAAAAGGAGCAAGAUCACCCUGCAAAGGCCCACACCAAAAAGCACAACCCAAGAGGUACACAUUUAUGGGAGUUCAUCCGUGACAUUCUCCUGAACCCUGACAAAAAUCCAGGGCUCAUCAAGUGGGAAGACCGCUCUGAGGGCGUCUUCAGGUUCUUGAAGUCAGAGGCAGUGGCUCAACUGUGGGGGAAGAAGAAAAACAACAGUAGCAUGACCUAUGAGAAACUCAGCCGGGCCAUGAGAUAUUACUACAAACGAGAAAUCCUGGAACGUGUGGAUGGACGACGGCUAGUAUAUAAGUUUGGGAAGAAUGCUCGUGGAUGGAGAGAAAAUGAAAAUUGAGUCUGCCUAUCCUUGGAACACAGACCAAAAGCACACACCAAAUGAAUAUACUAAGCAAGGAAGAACUCCUGGACAUAAAUAUUUCAAAGACUGCUUUUCUCUGAUAUUUAUGUACCAUGAGGGGGGAAAAAUCUACUUCUAACAGAAAGAAAGAACACUACAGUUGAUAAAAGAAAUUAUUUUGUUACUGUAUGUCCUGUACGGGGAACACACGUACACAGUUGUCUGUGAGAUAUGACACUGUAUGUGGUCAUGAUUUGUAUUUGCCUCAUGUGAAGUUCAAGAAUAACAGGACUGGUAGCCCUGGACUUCUUACUAAGAGAGAGAAAAAGGAAAUCAGAGGGCAUUAAAAUGUUUUCCUAUGCACAAUGAGUUAGAAAAAAUUGAUGGGUCUUCUGCACAUGGCAUCCAUAAUGACCUUGUCAAGAGAGCUGGGUAUGGUUGCUAUGGUGAGAUCCAGGGUCAAGACAGAUGGGAUCCACAGAAAGGGUGCUGUGAACUUUAAUGUGACUUUUGGAGCCAGUGAGUAGAGAAUGGGAACUUUCAACAUCCAGGGCGGGCUGAAAUAUUUUAAUCAGUGACAAGAAUAAUGGUGUAUGGGGAGUAGGGGACUUAUACUCAUUCAGGAUUGAUUUACUUGUUUCACCUUCCUCUUGGAUGGUUGCUAAAAA
This is a messenger RNA of Dipodomys spectabilis (banner-tailed kangaroo rat), 1710 nucleotides long. It is a transcript of the gene Ehf, whose product is annotated as ETS homologous factor. Gene Ontology annotation, biological process: cell differentiation; regulation of transcription by RNA polymerase II. Bases 137 to 1039 code for a protein of 300 amino acids. The transcript is spliced from 9 exons. Gene Ontology annotation, molecular function: sequence-specific DNA binding; DNA-binding transcription factor activity, RNA polymerase II-specific. Lineage: Eukaryota; Metazoa; Chordata; Mammalia; Rodentia; Heteromyidae. Gene Ontology annotation, cellular component: nucleus. The record is from RefSeq and is a predicted model, not a curated record.